Saprolegnia parasitica CBS 223.65 is the source of this 1180-nucleotide messenger RNA. RefSeq lists its product as hypothetical. Gene Ontology annotation, biological process: protein ubiquitination; ubiquitin-dependent protein catabolic process. Gene Ontology annotation, molecular function: ubiquitin protein ligase activity. NCBI's taxonomy places the organism in Eukaryota, Oomycota, Saprolegniomycetes, Saprolegniales, Saprolegniaceae. Gene Ontology annotation, cellular component: ubiquitin ligase complex; cytosol. The transcript is spliced from 5 exons. The coding region runs from base 23 to 1180 and encodes 385 amino acids. The record is from RefSeq and is a predicted model, not a curated record.
CAACGGCCCGUUGACCAAGGUGAUGGCAGACGACGCCGACGCGUGGGCGGCCGACCGGCGCCAGUGCCAGCGGUACGCGUUCUUUAGCUGCGCGGCCGGCGCCGUCGCCUUGGCCUCUACGUAUGAGCGCUGCAUGAGCGCCACCUGCGGCAGCCUCGAGGCCAUUGUCGAGCUCGCGGUCAAGUCCAAGCCGAGCGUCCUAGCGCUCCUCAACGUGUACAUGCUGUGCCUCUACGCGGUCUUUCAUGCAGCCUCGCCGCUGGUCUUUGGCGCUGUUCGCCUCGCCGAGGUAGGCCGCGUGCGCGAGCACAUGCUGCAGUUCCUCGUCCUGCGCUGCAUCCUACUCCUCAACACGCUCGGAAGCGUCGGUUUCCACGCCAUGCUGCGCCUCGUGCUCUGGAUGUCGAUGCUCACGCUUCUACAUGCAACGCUAACGCUUCUGCGGCUGCGGCUGAGCUACGCGGGUUUGGCCGAUCGCGCCACCGGGACCAUCCUCGGCGUGACCCUCGGGCUGCUGCUCGGUCUUCUACUAGCGUCCUGGCAUGUGUUUGCCGCUGCGUCUUCGGUGCUGUGUCUGCUUACGUGCACCGAGGCACUCUUGGCACUGGUCAAAUGGGCGCACACGGCGCUGCUCGUGCUUGGCCCGCGCCUCGAGCGCGACCUGCUGCUGCUCAAGGCGCAGUUCAUACUGGACGUGACGCACCUCGUUGGUCUGCUCGCACAGUACAUGGGGGUGCUGUCCCUCGGUGGCUUUCGUGUCUCUUUUCUGGACUUUGUUCUGGUCAUGAACGUCAAGCGGACGCUGAGCAAGGCCCAAGGACGACUGGCCGAGUAUUAUGACUACGCGGCGAUUCUCUCGGAGCUUUCGACAGCGCUGCCCGACGUAAGCAUCAUGGACGAGCACGGCGAGCCGCAGGUUUGCGCCAUUUGUCUCGCUCCCUUAUGCGUGGCCAAGCAACUCGAGUGCGGCCACGUCUUCCACCUCGGAUGUCUACGGCAGUGCUUUCAGGAACAAAUGCGCCUCGACAAGCCAUGGCAGUGUGCGCUGUGCCGCAAGCUCGUGGCACGGGCCCACCGGACGCCGUGGCGGGCGCACCGAAGGCGGGACAUGGGCGACGAUGCCAGUAUUGCAUCCCUCUUUUCGUUUGCGAACGACGAUGGCGCGCCGGGAGCGACGUAG